AUGGGGACCGCACUCGUCUACCACGAGGAUAUGGCGGUCGCUCGGCUUCUCUGGGACGACCCCGAGUGCAAGAUCGAGUGCCCCGAGCGGCUGACCUCCACCCUGGAGCGCCUACAGCAGUGCGGUCUGGAGCAGAGGUGCCUGCGUCUGGCGGCACGUGAGGCCUCGGAGGUGGAGCUAGGACUGGUACACAGCCCCGAGUACAUAGCUGCAGUGCGCGGGACCCAGGCCCUGGACCCACGGGAGCUCCAGACUCUGUCUGAACAGUACGAUGCAGUUUACUUCCACCCGAGCACCUUUCACUGUGCCCGCCUGGCUGCGGGGGCUGCACUACAGCUGGUGGACGCUGUGCUGGCGGGGGAUGUCCACAAUGGACUCGCUCUUGUGAGGCCUCCUGGUCACCAUAGCCAACGAGCAGCUGCCAAUGGGUUCUGUGUGUUCAACAACGUGGCUCUAGCGGCUGAGUAUGCCAAGCAAAAACAUGGGCUGCACAGGAUCCUCAUCGUUGACUGGGAUGUCCAUCACGGUCAGGGCAUCCAGUACAUCUUUGAGGAUGACCCAAGCGUCCUCUACUUCUCCUGGCACCGUUAUGAGCACGGGCGCUUCUGGCCCUUCCUCCGAGAGUCAGAUGCAGACGCCGUAGGCCGGGGCCAGGGUUGUGGUUUCACUGUCAACCUACCCUGGAACCAGGUGGGGAUGGGAAACGCUGACUACGUGGCGGCCUUCCUGAAUGUACUGCUCCCCCUGGCCUUCGAGUUUGACCCUGAGUUGGUGCUGGUCUCUGCUGGCUUCGACUCGGCCAUUGGGGACCCUGAGGGACUGAUGCGGGCCACACCCGAGUGCUUCGCCCAUCUCAUGCACCUGCUGCUGGUACUGGCUGGCGGCCGGGUCUGCGCUGUGCUGGAGGGUGGCUACCACCUCGAGUCCUUGGCGGAGUCGGUGUGCAUGACUGUGCAGGCACUGCUGGGAGACCCCACCCCACCUCUUUCGGGUACCAUGGUGCCCUGUUGGAGUGCCCUGGAGUCCAUUCAGCGUGUCCAGGUGGCCCAGGCCCCUCACUGGACAAGCCUGCAGUAUCAAGACACAGCCCCCCUGCGGGGUCCCAGCGCCUGCUCCCCAGAGGGGAGGCCCCCACCCCCAAUCCCUGGGAGUCCUGAGUAUGUGGCGGCAGCAGCGGUGGCAGCGACUGAAGCCACCAUAGAGCUGAGUUCUCUCCUGGAGCGGUUGCGUCUCCAUCCCCUGCCCCCGGUCCGCACAGCCAUUGCUCUGACCUCCACAGAUGCUGCCUUGGACCUGCCUCCUGGUGUCCUCCUUCAGGAGGGGUCAGCCCCAAGGGAGGAGACUGAGACCUGGGCCAGACCUCAUGAGACCCUGGCCCAGGCUGAGGCCUUCAUUGCUCUUGGGAAGGUCCUGGACCUCGUGAACAGGAUCCUGGAUGGGCAGGUCAGCAGUGGUAUUGCGGCCACACCUGCCUCUGCUAUUGCUGCCACCCUGGAGGUGACCCUCCGGCAUGGCCUGUCCCUCGGAGCCCAGAGGCUGCUGUGUGUGGCCAUAGGACAGCUGGGUAGGCCUCCAGACCUCGCCGAUGACGGGAGGACUCUGUGGCUGAACAUCGGAGGCCCCGAGGCAGCCGCUCUGUCCAGGUUCCACAUCUUGGUGCCGCUGCCGGGGGCAACUGGGGGUCUUCUGAGCUGUGUCUUGGGCCUGGUGUUGCCCCUGGCCUAUAGCUUCCAGCCUGACCUGGUUCUGGUGGCCCUGGGGCCAUCCCAAAGCCUGCCUGACCCGCACAUUGCACUCCUGGCCUCCCUGCUUCGGGUUCCAGCAGGGGGCCGAGUCUUGGUCCUGGUGCAGGAAUCUAAACCCCAGCUUGUAGGGGCCCUGGCUGGGGCACUGUAUGGGAAAGCCCCACCCAGCCCGGGUCCCUGCUCCACACCUGCACCCCAGGACACGUGGGCUCUGAGGCACCUGAGAGCGCAGCUGGAGCCCCAGUGGGGGAUGCUGCGGGUGGCCGGUGAGGAGCUGGCCUUGCCCUGA
This is a messenger RNA of Chrysochloris asiatica (Cape golden mole), 2034 nucleotides long. It is a transcript of the gene HDAC10, whose product is annotated as histone deacetylase 10. The record is from RefSeq and is a predicted model, not a curated record. Lineage: Eukaryota; Metazoa; Chordata; Mammalia; Afrosoricida; Chrysochloridae. The coding region runs from base 1 to 2034 and encodes 677 amino acids. Gene Ontology annotation, cellular component: histone deacetylase complex. Gene Ontology annotation, biological process: chromatin organization. The transcript is spliced from 19 exons. Gene Ontology annotation, molecular function: histone deacetylase activity.